AUGAAGAUCGAAGAGGUGAAAAGUACCACUAAGACCCAGCGCAUCGCAUCACAUAGCCACAUUAAGGGGCUCGGGCUGGAUGAGGCCGGCAACGCCAAGCAGUCCGCGUCCGGUCUGGUGGGGCAGGAGACGGCCAGAGAGGCCUGUGGUAUUAUCGUGGACCUGAUCCGUUCAAAGAAGAUGGCAGGGAGGGCAGUUUUACUUGCAGGACCUCCUGGAACUGGCAAGACAGCCUUAGCUCUGGCUAUGGCACAGGAGCUGGGCAACAAGGUGCCGUUUUGCCCAAUGGUCGGCAGCGAAGUCUACUCCUCUGAGAUCAAGAAGACCGAGGUGCUGAUGGAGAACUUCCGAAGGGCUAUUGGGCUGCGCAUCAAGGAGACCAAGGAGGUGUACGAGGGCGAGGUGACGGAGCUGACUCCGUGCGAGACCGAGAAUCCCAUGGGGGGCUACGGAAAGACCAUCAGCCAUGUCGUCAUUGGACUCAAGACCGCCAAGGGCACCAAGCAGCUCAAGCUGGAUCCCAGCAUCUAUGAAAGCUUGCAGAAGGAGCGGGUCGAGGUCGGCGAUGUCAUUUAUAUCGAAGCGAACAGCGGAGCGGUAAAGAGGCAAGGCCGCUGUGACACCUUCGCCACAGAGUUUGACCUGGAGGCAGAGGAGUACGUACCACUGCCCAAAGGGGACGUGCACAAGAAGAAGGAGAUCAUCCAGGACGUCACGCUGCAUGACCUGGAUGUAGCCAACGCCCGACCUCAGGGGGGUCAGGAUAUCUUGUCAAUGAUGGGCCAGCUGAUGAAGCCCAAGAAGACUGAGAUCACAGACAAGCUGCGCAGUGAGAUCAACAAGGUGGUGAACCGCUACAUCGACCAGGGCGUGGCAGAGCUGGUGCCCGGCGUGCUUUUCGUGGAUGAGGUGCACAUGCUGGACAUCGAAUGCUUCACCUACCUGCACCGAGCCCUGGAGAGCUCCAUCUCUCCCAUCGUGGUGUUUGCCUCCAAUCGCGGAAACUGCCUCGUCAGGGGCACAGAGGAUAUCUCCUCCCCACACGGCAUUCCCCUAGACCUGCUGGACAGAGUGAUGAUCAUUCGCACCAUGCUAUAUACACCUCAAGAGAUGAAACAGAUCAUUAAGAUCCGGGCUCAGACAGAGGGCAUCAUGAUCAGCGAGGAGGCCCUAACUCACCUGGGAGAGAUCGGCACCAAAACCACACUGAGGUACGCUGUACAGCUGCUGACCCCAGCCAGCCUACUCAGCCGUGUCCAGGGCAAGGAGACCGUGGAGAGGGAACAGGUGGAGGAGAUUAACGAGCUCUUCUAUGACGCCAAGUCCUCCGCUAAGAUCCUGCAAGACCAACAUGACAAGUUCAUGAAAUAACUGGCCUCCUCUUUCCCUGCCUUCCUAUAUUCCUCCCUCCAUCAUCCUUUCAUUUCUCUGCUCCUUCUCACCAUUAGUGGCUACUUCUGGCUCUGCACCCAAUGCUUUUUGCAGGCUAGUAAGUUGUAUCAUAUUAUUAAAUUUUAUUUUUGGAUGCGUUUGAUAAAUCUCCUGAAAUGUGAAUAAACUGAUUUGCCAUUUCAAAAAAAAAAAAAAAACAGAU
Molecule: messenger RNA, 1594 nt
Organism: Paramormyrops kingsleyae
Lineage: Eukaryota; Metazoa; Chordata; Actinopteri; Osteoglossiformes; Mormyridae
Gene: ruvbl1
Product: RuvB-like AAA ATPase 1
Molecular function (GO): ATP hydrolysis activity; ATP-dependent activity, acting on DNA; ATP binding
Source: RefSeq, a predicted model, not a curated record